This is a messenger RNA of Carlito syrichta (Philippine tarsier), 1617 nucleotides long. It is a transcript of the gene NPFFR1, whose product is annotated as neuropeptide FF receptor 1. The record is from RefSeq and is a predicted model, not a curated record. Gene Ontology annotation, cellular component: membrane. Gene Ontology annotation, molecular function: neuropeptide receptor activity; peptide binding. The coding region runs from base 1 to 1608 and encodes 535 amino acids. Gene Ontology annotation, biological process: G protein-coupled receptor signaling pathway. The transcript is spliced from 7 exons. Lineage: Eukaryota; Metazoa; Chordata; Mammalia; Primates; Tarsiidae.
AUGGGGGAGAAAGGGGCCAUGUGGGAGAAAGGGGUCACUGGAGAGAGAGGGGAGAAGAACAAGCCUGCUGCCUACUGCACCCUGUAUUCUGAGAGCAAGUUUGUCUUUGAAGUCCAGCUAUCCAGCUUUGUCCUGAAGACGCUCCACACUUUCCAGUCUUGGAGUGAGGAAUGGGAAGAGACUCAGCUGCUGCUGGGGAGGCAGAGGCCAGGCAAGGUUUUAGAUGAUACACUGGAGGUCUUUACAUAUGACCUGAUGAUACCAGAGAGGAUGAGAAAACAGUUGGAGGGUCCUGACCCCUAUGCUCCUUUGAUCCUAGGGAAGCCCUCCCAGUCUCCUAACAUCAGCUGGCCCCCAAAUCAGAAUAGGAGUAACGUGGAGGCUGCUCCGGCUGUGAACCUCACCUUCUCCUCCUACUACCAGCACUCUUCGCCAGUGGCAGCCAUGUUUAUUGUGGCCUACGUGCUCAUCUUCCUCCUCUGCAUGGUGGGCAACGCCCUGGUCUGCUUCAUCGUGCUGAAGAACCGGCACAUGCGCACCGUCACCAACAUGUUCAUCCUCAACCUGGCCGUCAGUGACCUGCUGGUGGGCAUCUUCUGCAUGCCCACCACCCUUGUGGACAACCUCAUCACUGGGUGGCCCUUCGACAAUGCCACAUGCAAGAUGAGUGGCUUGGUGCAGGGCAUGUCUGUUUCAGCUUCUGUGUUCACGCUGGUGGCCAUUGCUGUGGAAAGGUUCCGCUGCAUCGUGCACCCUUUCCGCGAGAAGCUGACUCGGCGGAAGGCGCUGGUCACCAUCGCGGUCAUCUGGGCCCUGGCGCUGCUCAUCAUGUGUCCCUCGGCGGUCACGCUGACCGUCACGCGCGAGGAGCACCACUUCAUGGUGGACGCCCGCAACCGCUCUUACCCGCUCUACUCGUGCUGGGAGGCCUGGCCCGAGAAGGGCAUGCGCAAGGUCUACACCGCCGUGCUCUUCUCGCACAUCUACCUGGCGCCCCUGGCGCUCAUCGUGGUCCUGUACGCGCGCAUUGCCCGCAAGCUGUACCAGGCGGCGGGCCCGGCGCGCGGCGGCGCGGAGGCCGGGGAGGGCGGGCGCGCGGCCCGGCGAAAGGCGCGCGUGGUGCACAUGCUGGUCAUGGUGGCGCUGUUCUUCACGCUCUCCUGGCUGCCGCUCUGGGCGCUGCUGCUGCUCAUCGACUACGGGCGGCUCAGCGCGCCGCAGCUGCACCUGGUCAGCGUCUACGCCUUCCCCUUCGCCCACUGGCUGGCCUUCUUCAACAGCAGCGCCAACCCCAUCAUCUACGGCUACUUCAACGAGACCUUCCGACGCGGCUUCCAGGCCGCCUUCCGUGCGCGCCUCUGCCCGCUGCCCUGGGGCAGCCACAGGGAGGCCUAUUCCGAGCGACCCGGCGGGCUCCUGCGCGGGCGGGUCUUCGUGGAGGUGCAGCCCAGCGACUCGGGCCUGCCCUCUGAGUCCGGCCGGAGCAGCGGGGCCCCCAGGCCCGGCCGCCUGCCGCUGCGGAAUGGGCAGGUGGCCCACCGUGGCUUGCCCGGGGAGGGUCCUGGCUGCUCCCAUCUGCCCCUCACCAUACCGGCUUGGGAUAUCUGAGGUGGUCCA